Chaetomium strumarium is the source of this 2216-nucleotide messenger RNA. RefSeq names its product DNA glycosylase. The coding region runs from base 126 to 1937 and encodes 603 amino acids. Gene Ontology annotation, biological process: base-excision repair. The transcript is spliced from 2 exons. Lineage: Eukaryota; Fungi; Ascomycota; Sordariomycetes; Sordariales; Chaetomiaceae. Gene Ontology annotation, molecular function: catalytic activity. The record is from RefSeq and is a predicted model, not a curated record.
CAUCUCUUCCGACAACAUCAGAUCUGGAUCUAGAGACUUCGCACCUGGCCGGCGAGGGUACAGUCAUUCCAUAUACGAAGCACCGGAGGCUUUUCAUUCAACAGCGACCAAAUAUUUGGUUCAAGAUGCAGACACGUUCGCAAAAGAGGAAGCUUGUUGACGCUAUGGUGUCGACCAGCGUAGUGGCUGGUGCACCCAUUGCACCGGCUACGGUGGUACAAGCUUCGACAGUCACCAACACCUCUGGCUCAGCGGGCAGUUCAAAAUCCGUGAGCAAGACAAAGGGCGGUGGCACGAAGGGUAAACGCAUCGGAAAACAGAGACAACCUCUCAAAGGUGGUUGGGUCCUGCCCCAUGGUAUGGGGGCGGGAGUUGCGCGACUAGAUGCCGGCAGUUCUCAGAGCGCUGAGUCAACGGUUUUGAGUCCUCAACUUGCGGACUCGAUCGUUGCGCCGAAUCUGAUCGGGGUCGACCCUCCUGCUAGUCCGCAUCCUGGCAUUAAGGCCGCACAGGGACAGAUGAGACAAACCCGUCUGUCUCUUCGCCUCAGCAAGGUUGGCGUUACAGGCCAAGACAGGACCGACAAAAGAGAAGAGCCUGCCGUGAAGUCAGAGAAUGUUGACAACCCAUCGAUCAAGCACGAACAAGAGGAAAUGCGCCCGAGUAAGCGCUUGCGCAUUACCCUUGUGGCAACUGGAAAGACGUCAGCUGCGGUCCCCAAUAAAGGAGCACGAGAAGUUAUGCGCGUGAAAGUUGAAGAAAAGGAUGAGCCAAACCAACAGAUCCCAAAGCUUUUGGUGGUCAAAGGCAUUGCCUUCAAGGAUGGCGUGGUCACCAAGACAUUGGAGAGAAUCAUUGUUGACGCCUCGAAAAUCCUUGACCCCAACUUCAAGUUGACUUUGAGAAGGGGCAAAGAGAACCCAUACGGACUGACGCCGGGAUUCUCACCAUACCCAUACAGGCGCGUUCCGACGCCCGAAGCCUGUGAGGAGGUGCACGGGAUCCUAACUGAGUUACACGGAGAAGUCAAGCAACCUGAGAAGAUGCCUGCUGCUUCUCUGGAGAUAGCUGGAUGUGGCGAAGUCCCCUGCGUUCUAGAUGCGCUCUUGAGGACGUUGAUCUCUGGCAAUACCCUGAUGGCAAUGGCAGAUGCUGCCAUCAAAAACCUGGCCGAGCAUUACGGUCUUCGACAGGAAGGCACUGGAGCCGGGAGUAUCAACUGGGAGAAGGUUCGGCUGUCAUCACACGGAGAGCUCGUUCAGGUUAUCAGAGUUGCCGGCAAUGGGCCUAAGAAAGCGUCCCAUAUCAAACAAAUCCUCGACAUUGUUUACAAAGAAAACUUGGAGCGCGCCAAGCAGCAGGCGACUGUGGCAGCAGACACAGCCCAGGGCGAUAACAAGGCUGGCAUGGUCACCCCGGAUCUUCUUUCCCUCGACUACAUGCACAACAUGAGCAAGGAUGAGGCGCUGGCCAAGUUCGUGAGCUAUCCUGGAAUCGGCAUCAAGACAGCCGCCUGUGUCACACUCUUCUGCCUGAGAUUGCCUUGCUUCGCCGUGGAUACACACGUCCACAAGUUCUGCCGUUGGUUGGGUUGGGUUCCGGAGAAGGCUGAUCCAGACAACUGCUUUCGGCAUGGAGACUUCAUGGUUCCUGACCAUCUGAAGUAUGGCCUGCACCAGCUGUUCAUUCGGCAUGGUCAGCAGUGCUUCAAAUGCAGGAAAGCUACGAGACCAGGGACAAAGGACUGGGGAGAAGCGCCUGACUGCCCUCUGGAGCACUUGAUUGACCGAAGCAAGGACGAGGUUGCGCCGAAGGCAAAGGUCAACAGAAGGGUGAAGGAGGAGACGAGCCCAGAUACGGACGAAUCGGAGGAAGAGACUCUGGGCACGGACAGCUCGCCCAGUGAUGUGGAUGAGGAUCUGGAGGGGGAAGACUAAACGCAAAUGACGAUAAUCGCCUCAAAGAAUAUGGAGCAAUGCAAGGACGAGGACGGUUGUGGCUGGAAAUGUCAAUGCUGGGGAUUUAGAUGGUAAUUUGCAGAUAAACAAAAAGAGCAACUCAGUCAGAGCUCCCUCAGCCAUCCCUAUUAGCACAUCUCCUAGAAGACUCUGGUAUAACAAUACCCGGCAGCUCAAUAUAGACACCUUACGUAUGAGGUUAAUCAAGAGGAGCAUCAUUCAUCGCAAUAAGGGCUUUAGUUGUAUCAUGAUUGUAAC